UAAUUCAUAACCUCAAAUUUUCAUUGUAAUCAAAUGAAAAAUAAGUGAUUUCUGUUUUUGUAUAAUCUGAAUUCAAUGCACUGAAUGUUGAAGUGUAAAAUUAAUAUAAUAAAUAAUAUAGUUUGAUAGAUUAAUUAAUAAUAUGCUCUUUGUAUGACUGAAUCUACAAGACGCAACACAAAAUGAAAAAAAUAAACAUGAGAAAUCUUCGUAUUUCGCUUAAGUACAGACCAGAAGUAUUGAAACUAAUUUUUAAAAUGAGACUAUGCAUUCAUAGAAAAAAUACUAUGAUCAAGAAACUGAAAACGGAUCUUAAAGGAAUGAAAGUAACACAUAAUAAAGAAAAUGUAGCAAAAGAUGAAAUAUGCAUAGAUAAUCACAGCUCCGCAAAACUAGUUGAUAAUCAAACAAGCAUUAAAAAUACUACAGACUCGUCAACACAAACCGAAAACUUAGCUGAGGUGAAAGACUCAGCUGAACCAAAAAAGGAAUCAAAUAAUGUAGAAAUAAAGACUGAUUCAGAAAAAACAGGAUGGGAUUUAAAGAAUGACAGUGGUGAGAAGAGCAUAGCAGAGCAGGUUAAAGAGGUGGCACAGAGUGCUCUGCAGCAGACUGGCAUGGUGUAUGUGGAGUCAGCAGGAAUGUACUAUGACUAUAAGACUGGGUAUUAUUAUAACUCUGAACUGGGGCUAUAUUAUCACACAGACACUGGAUGCUACUACUACUAUUCUGAUGAGAAGCAGUCAUUUGUAUUCCACUCGUACCCUGACAGAAGUGCUGAAAAUCCAGCUCUAGCUGCUCAUGAGAAGAAAAAAGCUAAAAAACAUAAAAAGGAACAGAAAAAAGAAGUAGAUAUUGACAACCUGACGAAAAACAUGUCUCAGGGAGAAGAUGAGAAACCAAGCAAGCCCAAAAGGAAAAAAGUAUUGAAGAAGAAAAUAGCAAAGAAACCAAAAACAAAUGUCGAAAAUAUAGAGAACAAUGAUCAAGCUGAAGAAACUGAUAGGGAACUGAAUAAGACAAAAGAAACAUCAGAUAGUAAGAUAGAAGAAAGUAAUGAAAAAGGACUUGAUGAAGAUAAAGAGAAGAAUGUUGUGGAUCCAGAGCUAGAAGAUGGUGAAUGCAGUGAAACAGAGAGUGAAGCAUCCAGUGAUGAAACUAAUAAGUCCAAAGCUAGCACAUCCACAGAUAGUGAUGAUGAAUCAGUUGCCAAACAUCAUCCGCCGUCGAUGCGGGUGAUCGUUCGAGAGACGAACCUAACUAAGCUGAAGGUGGGAAAUCUAUUUCUGAUAACGAAAGAUGGCGGCACUAUCGGCAGAGAGGGCGACCAGCAUGUCAUUAUUAUCAACGACCAUGCCGUAUCUAGGAAUCACUUGGACAUAAAAUACGAUAUGGCAAGGGGAACAUACUUAGCAACCGACUUGGGAUCGAAGAACGGGACUGUGCUGAACGGCAUUCGAAUGUCAGAGAGCCAAGAUAUUAGCGUGCCUAUGGAGGUAAUGCACGGCAGCACAAUACAACUGGGAGAGACAAAGUUGUUGUGUCACAUCCACCCGGGGAAUGAUACGUGUGGCCACUGCGAACCGGGACUCAUCAUGGAAACGCAAGAGAAACAAAAAGUAGCGUAUACACGCACGUGCAACGUUCAGAAGCAGCAUCAGUUGGAGUUGGCGCGGCUGAAGAACAAGUACGCGCCCAAGCAGUUGUCGAUCGACUCGGUCGCGUACAACGACAGGGCGCAGGCGCGGCGCCACGCCGUCGGCUCCUCGCACCACGCCGAGAAGACGCACAGCAGCGAUCUCGACACGUUUAUACCAGCCGAGAACAAAGGCUUCAAACUUUUGGAGAAAAUGGGCUGGUCGAAGGGCGAAGGGCUCGGCAAGGACAACCAAGGAGACACAGAACCGAUACCACUAGUCAGCAAUGAAGGAACCUCCGGUCUUGGUUCUUCGGGAGGAGGUGCACCUAAACCUCUCCCCAUGAACAGAGUAACCAACACUCUAGGACCAGCCACUCUAAGACUAGCUUCGAAGACUAAAAUGCUGAACAAACCAGCCAAAGCAUUCCAAGACCAACUAGAUGAUGAAGAAUUAGAAUAAUUGGUAUUCAUGUAUACAUCUAUUUAUUAUAAUUGAAUGCAUUUGAAUUAAUUCGAUAUUCUACGAUUAAAACCAUUGGUGGAAUUAAUUAAAUUAACGAUUCUCGAUGCCACACAAACAAAAUGAUUAACACAGGAAUGUGAAUGUUUAAUGUAAAAUAAACUAUUUCUACGGUAUGUUGUAAAUAAAUAUUUCUGACCGGCUCUGUUGUGUAUAGUUUAAAAGCCGGGACUGUACUUAUUUAUUAUUUGAAUAAAAAUAAGUUACCGCUGA
This is a messenger RNA of Manduca sexta (tobacco hornworm), 2372 nucleotides long. RefSeq names its product angiogenic factor with G patch and FHA domains 1. Gene Ontology annotation, molecular function: nucleic acid binding; protein binding. The transcript is spliced from 11 exons. The coding region runs from base 183 to 2099 and encodes 638 amino acids. NCBI's taxonomy places the organism in Eukaryota, Metazoa, Arthropoda, Insecta, Lepidoptera, Sphingidae. The record is from RefSeq and is a predicted model, not a curated record.